AUGGCGGCCUUACAAAAAACUGGUAAAAAACGCUCUGCGCCCUCACAAAGUGGACCGAAAUCGAAAAAAGUCCAUGUUGAAAACUCAAAAGCGGAUAAAAAACGAAGCCAACCUGUAACGCGUCCUGUUGUAACCCAAGAUUCAGAAUCCGGGACAGAGGAGGAAUUAGACGAGGUUGAGGAACCUUUGGAAGAGGAUGGAUUACAAGAGGCAGACGAUGACCAGAUGCAAGUUGAUACCCAGGUGGAACAACGACCCAAAGAUCCAAAUGCCGCUCGUGAAUCUCAUAAAGCACAAAAAAUUAUACAUGAACAACGCCGUGCUGCCAAACCCCAUUCUACUCUGCUUGUAGAUGCCAAAAAAGUCUGGGCACUCGCUCGACAGAAAAACAUUCCAACGGCCGAACGAACGAAACAUAUCAAGGAUUUGAUGAACGUUAUUCGGGGAAAGGUUACAGAUAUUGUCUUCAAACACGAUGCCAGUCGUAUCGUGCAGACGGUUGUAAAACAUGGAGGCCAGAAAGAGAGAGAUGAGGUCGCAUCAGAAUUGAAGGGGAAGUUCAAAGAUUUGGCCCAGAACAAAUAUUCAAAGUUCCUAGUCACCAAACUGAUCAAACUAUGCCCUUCGCACCGUGCUUCAAUUCUUUACGAGUUCCAGCCAUACGUUCUCCGAAUGUUGCUCCAUCGCGAGUCUUCCUCCGUAUUAGCUGAUUCAUUUGAGCUUUACGCCAACGCAUACGAACGAACAAUCCUAUUGCGGGAGUUUUAUGGGAAGGAAGCCGGGCUGUUCAGUCUAACCAGUGGUAGUGAGGAAGACAAGGAGAGAGCAAAGAAAGGUCUAAGUGGGGUUCUGGAAGGAGCAGACAACGAAAGACGAAGAAGAAUCCUCGGUGCAGUAAAAGACAACCUUGCAACGAUAUUUAAUAAUUCUGACAAAGGCGCUGUCACCCAUGCGAUUGUCCAUCGAGCAUUGUGGGAGUAUAUCACUGCCAUUAACACUGUCCCCGACGAAUCAGAACAGGAAAAAUUGAGAAGAGAGAUCUUCGAAACGUGUCAAGACAUGCUCGCCGAGAUGGUGCACACAAAAGACGGAAGCCGCGUCGUCCGUCAAUUCCUUGCCCAAGGUGGUGCAAAAGAUCGAAAGCAAAUUAUGAAAACACUAAAACCCCACAUCGAGCGUAUGUGCCUUGACGAUGAAGCGCAGUUAGUCCUGUUCACAGCAUUAGAUGUGACCGACGAUACUAAACUCCUCGCCAAAAGCCUUGUUUCCGCCAUCACUACUGUCGCCCAAAAAUUGUACUCCAGUCCCCAAGGUCGUCGAAGUCUUCUUUACCUUCUCCUUCCUCGAUCAAGACGGCAUUUCACCCCUGCUCAGAUCGCAUCUUUGGCUGAAACAGAUGAGAUUCGGUCACGGACAAGUAAGAAGAGCCCGGAGAGCAGAGAGGAAGAAGUGAGACGCGCGGCGAGUGAAGACCUCAUAAGAUGGGUUGAGCAGUCCGGCGAGAGUUUGGUUCGGGAGCCAGCAGGGUGUUUGAUCGUUACCGAUAUCAUGCUCUAUGGCGAAGGAGAUAAAUCAGAAGCUACUUCAACACUUUUGAAAGCCUUGUCGUCACCAACAAUACCGGAACCUCAUCCCAUUGACCUCCCACCAACAUCCCGAGUUUACAAGGCUCUCCUCCAAGGCGGGCACUAUAAUCACACCACUGGUGCCGUUGAGCGUGUGCCUACGACUUCGUGGGACUCUUCGGUGUUUGCUAACCAGUUCCUCAAAAUUGUUGGCCGCGAGGCCACUGUAUCCAUGUGCCAGGGUAAUGGAAAUGGGGCGUUCGUGGUUGCAGAACUUUGUGAGGCCUUGAUAAGAGCUGAAGCUUCAGAUGGGCGGAGAACCUUGAAGGCCUGGUUUACGGAUGAGCUGGUAAAGGAGAUUGAAGCCAGUGAAGCGAAGGGUAAAAAGGUAUUGUUGGAAAAACUAGCUUUACUAUAA
This is a messenger RNA of Psilocybe cubensis, 1983 nucleotides long. RefSeq lists its product as uncharacterized. Bases 1 to 1983 code for a protein of 660 amino acids. Lineage: Eukaryota; Fungi; Basidiomycota; Agaricomycetes; Agaricales; Agrocybaceae. Gene Ontology annotation, molecular function: mRNA binding. Gene Ontology annotation, cellular component: nucleolus. The transcript has 8 exons. Gene Ontology annotation, biological process: regulation of translation. The record is from RefSeq and is a predicted model, not a curated record.